AUGGCGGUUGAACAGACCAAACACAUGGGAAGCUUACAAGCUAAGGACGUCUCGAUUCGCACGCAGACAAUAAUAUGGCCCACGUCGACUUUUGUCACCACUUGGACUCUAGGGGGCGAUUCUGACCCGACGGAGACUCCAGCUACGGUAGCUCCAGCACCAGAUUCGACUUCAAAUGGAGGUCAGAACGUUGGCCCAAUCUUAAGUGGUAUCGUGGCGUUCUUAGUGUUAGUACUGGUUGUUUGGUUGUGUUGCCGCCGAAGUUCCUUCAAGGGUCGCAACUCAAGACGUUCAAGUCGGCAACGAGGAUCGGGCCCUCCAAGUAAGGGUAGUUCUAGCGAGUCAGCGACAUCAAAUAACUCGUCUCGGCGUGGAAGGAGUGUAGGAUCCGCCGCGAGUGAGAUUAUAGACGGGAACCAGUGGAAUCAACAAGGCCCGGUUCCUGUGGAACACUUGCCGGAGAUGCCACCGCAAGCUGCCGGAAGGUGGCCAGUACCUGCUCCGCAACCGAAUCCGGGAAUGGGACAAAUGCCGCCGCCGGGUAUGGGUUUUCCUCUUGGUCGGGGUGGGCCUCCGCCUAUGAUGGGUCGUGGAGCGCAUCCCGGAGCCAUGCGAUAA
Hypoxylon trugodes is the source of this 618-nucleotide messenger RNA. RefSeq lists its product as uncharacterized. The transcript has 2 exons. The coding region runs from base 1 to 618 and encodes 205 amino acids. Lineage: Eukaryota; Fungi; Ascomycota; Sordariomycetes; Xylariales; Hypoxylaceae. The record is from RefSeq and is a predicted model, not a curated record.